AUGGAGCCAUGGACAAAGUUGGAUCUCUCCAAGGAUUUCACGCGACUGACUCUUGACACUGUAGCACUUACGUGUCUUGAUCACCGGUUCAACAGUUUCUACCAUUCGACAAGUCUCCCAACUUUUGUUCAACAAAUCGACUUUGUCCUUGCAGAAGCAGCAACAACAGCAACUCUUCCCGACUGGAGCAUCCCACUGAGAUUCUCCCAGCGAAAGCAGUGGGCCAAGUCUGUGGCGUAUAUCAACAAGGCAUGCCAGGACAUGAUCGACGCUCGCCGUGAAGCUGGCGAGCAGAGCUCGCGCAAGGAUGUUCUGAGUGCCAUGGUCUUUGAGAAGGAUCCGAAGACAGGCGAAAGCUUGACAGACGAGCAAAUCAUUCAUAACAUGCUGACUUUCCUAUCUGCCGGCCACGAAACGACAAGCGCUACACUAGCACUGGUAUGCUACUUCUUGUGCGAACACCCCGAGGCCCUGAAGAAGGCCCGGGCGGAAGUGGAUUCUGUGGUGGGAACAGACACCCUCGGCAUUCAGCAUAUCCAGAAGUUGCCCUAUUUGGAGGCUACGCUACGAGAGACAUUACGUCUGGUGCCAACUGCCCCUGCCUUCUUCGUCACCCCUAAGCGGGAUGAGAUUAUUGGCGGUAAGUAUUUCGUCAAACAGGGCGAGAGCCUCUGUGUUGCCCUUGAGGUUCUGCAACGCGAUCCAGAGACAUACGGGGACGACGCCGCCGGUUUCAGGCCCGAACGCAUGUUGCAGCCUGGGGCAUUCGAUAGCAUAGACGCCUUUGCAUGGAAACCAUUCGGCAAUGGCUUGAGAGGAUGCAUUGGCAGAACGUUUGUUUGGCAAGAAUCUUUAAUCCAAUAUGAUUACUGA
This is a messenger RNA of Colletotrichum higginsianum IMI 349063, 873 nucleotides long. RefSeq names its product NADPH cytochrome P450. The transcript is spliced from 2 exons. The record is from RefSeq and is a predicted model, not a curated record. NCBI's taxonomy places the organism in Eukaryota, Fungi, Ascomycota, Sordariomycetes, Glomerellales, Glomerellaceae. Bases 1 to 873 code for a protein of 290 amino acids. Gene Ontology annotation, molecular function: monooxygenase activity; oxidoreductase activity, acting on paired donors, with incorporation or reduction of molecular oxygen; iron ion binding.